This is a messenger RNA of Symbiodinium sp. CCMP2456, 393 nucleotides long. The record is from the annotation of a GenBank genome assembly. Lineage: Eukaryota; Dinophyceae; Suessiales; Symbiodiniaceae.
AUGGUGGAAAAGAUGAUCCCGAUUCCGAAAAAGAUCUAUUUCUACUGGAUCUGCCGUGGUCAGGAAGAGUUCGACUGGUUCUACGACCUGCUCUCGGCGGCCGCAGAAGGUCCAGCGGCAGGUGUUGUCGACAUCACGCUGUUUUUGACUGGCGAGAUCGAGCUCCAGCAGGUGAAGCAGCUCCCCUGUGCCUCGGGUCAGUUCUUUGGCCGGCCCAACUGGGGCCGGAUCUUCAAGCAGAACCGUGCGAAGCAUCAGGGGGAACACAUCGGAGUCUUCCUGUGCGGCUCGCCCAUCAUCGGCGAAGAGCUCGGUCGGCAGAGCGUAAAGAAUUCGGACGUCAUCGGGACGCCAGGUGCCACACGCUUCUCCUUCUUCAAGGAGCACUUCUGA